AUUAAAAAUUGGUUCGAUGAAAGUAUUUGUGUGAGUGCAUAAGCCAUACUGUGUACUUAGUACAGUGAAAAAAAAAAGAUUUUCGGUGUGUGUAUGGAACAUAAUAAUAACACGGAACGUUUAUUUCUAAAACGACGACAAAACAAUAGUAAUAAUCGAAUACCAAUGAAAGCAGCAGAGUAAACGAGAAAGACAACAAGGAAUAGGAAAAAAAACAUACAAAGCAUCUUUGACUAAAUAAAAACAUAUGAAUAUAAUUAUUUUUGGUAUCAAUCGUAAUGUGACUAGUUUUAUCAAGACUUCAAGUUAAAUACUUGCAUUUUAUGACCAUUGUGUAAAUAGCUUUAAUAUUUUUUUGGGAUUGGCAUUACAAUGGCGAUUGAGUGAGGAAAAAUAAAUGUGUAAAUUUAAAAAAAAGUGUAGUUACAAUUACGUUUCUAUUUUUCUUAUGUAUUUGAAAUGUCACUCUGUGCAUGAGAGCGUUGUACUGCUUGUUUCUAUUUUGUUAAACUUAAAUUGAAUGGAUACCAAAAAUCGAUUUAUUCGAUUGUCAAUUGGAAUGCAAUUUUAUUAAUUUGUGGUUCCAUAAUUUUUCGCGUUGUUUUAUAAGAGUUCAAACUAUCAAAAGCGAACAUGUUUACGAAAAUGUUUCUGUAGAAAGGUGAUUACGGAUGGCGAUAGACUAAGAAAAUCGAAACAAAGGCCAAGUAAAAAAAAACACACCACCACAUGAAUUUCCCUUGUUGCAAACAAAACACACGCGUCGAUAACAUUUCACAAGUCAAGUUAUUUGUAUGUUUUGAUUUAUAUGUCGUAGCAAUAUGUCUAAAUGAAUGCAAAUAAAAUAUAAAUAUUUUCAUUGUCACGCUCUCCAAAAACUGAGUCAAUUUUUGUAAUAGUGAAACACAAACGAUGCGUCGACACAUCGACUAAGCAAUGAUUGCAAGUGCUCGAAAUAUAAGUGUGUAAUAAUAAAGAAAGUGUUGAGUUUGUUUUUUUAUUUCGUCUCAAUGAUCUUAGUUGUCGUAAUGAGUAUCGUCCUUAGUGUGGUUUAUUUCGUUUAUAAGAAAGAGUGACGAUUAAUUGUAUUUGAUAAAUAAACAAAAUAGUUGUCGACAGUGAAUUGAGCACAGGUUCUGCUACUGUGGAAUAGACAACAUGGAUUCCCAUCAAAAUAGUAGCAUCGUGCAUGUGGGCGAUUACGAGUAUAAUACAAGAGACUUGAUUGGGCACGGAGCCUUUGCCGUUGUUUUUAAAGGCCGUCAACGAAAGCCGCCACAUAAAGUUGUUGCAAUAAAGAGUAUCACCAAGAAGAAUAUCGCAAAAUCUCAAACAUUAUUAACAAAGGAAAUAAAGAUAUUGAAAGAAUUGACCGCAUUACAACAUGAAAACGUUGUCAAGCUAUAUGAUUGUAAAGAGACACCGACAUCCGUGUCGCUCGUCAUGGAGUAUUGCAAUGGAGGUGACUUGGCCGAUUACCUUACUGCGAAGGGCACGCUUAGCGAAGACACAAUUCGACUGUUUUUACGUCAACUCGCUGGAGCAAUGGAGGCACUUCACAACAAGGGAAUUAUACAUCGUGACUUAAAACCGCAAAAUAUUUUAUUAGCUCAUAAUUGUGGCAAAACGUUACCAGCACCGUCAAAAAUUGUUUUGAAAAUUGCCGACUUUGGGUUUGCGCGAUUUUUACAAGAUGGAAAUAUGGCAGCUACACUUUGUGGAUCUCCUAUGUAUAUGGCACCAGAAGUAAUAAUGUCACUUCAUUACGAUAACAAAGCCGAUUUAUGGUCCGUUGGAACAAUUAUUUUCCAAUGUUUAACCGGAAAAGCACCAUUUCAAGCACACACCCCACAGGAGCUUAAAAUGUUCUACGAAAAAACUCCAAAUCUUGCACCAAAGAUUCCAUUGGGAACAUCACCCGAAUUAAGCAAUUUAUUAAUGGGACUGCUAAAAAGAAAUGCCGCCGAUCGCAUAUCGUUUGAAGAUUAUUUCAAUCAUCCGUUUAUGAAUAAAAUUCAAUCGCAAACAACACAACCUCCAAUAGAACAAACAGCGUUCAUGGCUGGCGAAACAUUCACGCCUCCCAAAACACCAAGUCCUAUUCAAAUGAAAACUCUAGUUGCGACCGAAGAUUCCAAUAUAACAAUUGCUGAAAAUGACACACACAGCGAAUCAAGUAGUCCCGAGAAUACAAAUUCGGAUGAUUUUGUUCUAGUUCCAAAUAAUUUGCCCACAGAUGCAACAAUACUAAACUAUGAACGGAACCAAAAUACCAGAGUACAGACAACAGUGCAACAAUCACCGGAUAAUGCAAAAAGAAUUUCGCCCACAUGGACUACAGCCGAUGCACAGUCUAGACCUAGCAGUUUGAAAAUAUCCGAACCGAAACCGGUGCCAUUACCAUCAAGUGUGCGACGUGCAAUCAAGCCGGCAUCAUCGUUGCCACAAAAGAGUAGUUCGAAUGCAAUACCACGUUCGCAACCGAUUAGCAUGAAACGUUCCGAUCAACGUAAUAGCAACGAUCCAAAUAAUGUGAAUAGUGCAGCGGCAACAGCACCAUCAGCCAUAAACAUUAGCUCAAUAUCACCGCCAGCCGUUCAGUUUGCCAUUGGUUCACCACCACCAUUGGGCAGUCGUCGGUCAGCAUCUGGCGGCUCAUUGUCUGAAUCACCUCCGGUUGCACCAUACCUAUGGCAAAUUAGUCCAACCACACAACAAUCGCCACCAAUCAGACAAUCAUCAUCUACGCAGCUAUUGCAACAAGGUGAAAUAUCUCGACAUUUAGCUAGUGAGGCCUUAGCAGAUCAUGCUUUUCAAUGUGCCACAGGCAUGUGGAAUGUUCCGUGCACGUUCAAUGCACCAGAUUUACCAGUUGAAACUCUCCUAGAUCGUACUCAUAACGAAACAUUGGCUAAAUUGAACUUUGUCAUUGCGCUUUGUGAUUGCAUUGUUGAAGUGGCCGAUGCUAAAUGCGCACCACUUUCAGCACUCAUGUCAGCUGAAGCGGCUCCGAUUGCUCCACAUGCACCCGAAAAUUGCAAACGGUCCGAACGUUUAGUUUUAUUAGUAAGAGCACUGCAAUUGUUAUCAUCUGGUUUGAAUUUAGCCAUUAAACAAAUAACUGAUGGUAAUCUAAAGCCUUCCGACAAUGUGAAGAAUGUAAUCACAUCAAUGAACUCAAAGUAUAAAAUGAUUUUAAUGGAAUCGAAAAAAUUGAAUGGAUCUGGUUUGCUGCAAAAAGCGAGUGCGAACAAUAUCACCGCCGAUAAAAUUCUUUAUGAAUAUGCGAUUCAAAUGUGUCAAUCAGCUGCGUUAGAUGAAUUGUUUGGCAAGCCUGGCGUUUGCUUUCCACGAUAUCAGACGGCGCAAAUUCUUUUCCAUUCAUUGGCUCAACAAACAGAUCAUCCGCAAGAUAAAAACAUUUUAGGAAAAUAUAAAGAGGCAGUCGAAAAGCGUUUGUUUGUCUUACAAAAACAAGGGCACAACAUUUACACCAAAACGAAUGAUUUUUUCACGUAAAAACCAACAAAUCGAAACAAAUUUUUCAGCGAAUGAGAAAAGUACGCAGAGUGAGCGCACUCAGACUAAACAACACGGAUAUAUUCCAUACCCCCAUAUAUUUAUAUGAAUGAAAAGAAAAAUAAAAUACAUUUAAUAGUGGGUUGUAUGCAUGCAAAUGCGCCAACCACGUUAACAUUAUUUAAUGAUUAUUCUAUGUAAUACACACUCUAGUAAAAAAAAAUCAUAUUGUAUAUGCUUAAAAGCGCGGAUGCGCUCGCGCAAUUGUUAAUAUGUCUGUAUCAUCAGUCAAAUGCAACUAUUUCGGCUAUUCAAACCAAAAGCAUAUAAUUAUAUGUUUUAUUUCGCUUCAUUAAUUCUCAAUCAAAUGAUUUGGCUCUAAAUUUAGAAAUUUACACGUGAAUUACAUAGAAUCAAAUUGCAUCUAAUUAUCAAAGAAAUCAUUUUUUUAAAUUAUUUUUUGCAACAAAGAAAUGUAAAUGAAAGUAAUAAAUAAAAUUAUAUCGACACCGAAACAUUUAA
Molecule: messenger RNA, 4041 nt
Organism: Contarinia nasturtii (swede midge)
Lineage: Eukaryota; Metazoa; Arthropoda; Insecta; Diptera; Cecidomyiidae
Gene: Atg1
Product: serine/threonine-protein kinase unc-51
Exons: 14
Coding region: 1159-3519 (786 amino acids)
Biological process (GO): autophagy; autophagosome organization; protein autophosphorylation
Cellular component (GO): cytoplasm; autophagosome
Molecular function (GO): protein serine/threonine kinase activity; ATP binding
Source: RefSeq, a predicted model, not a curated record